Molecule: messenger RNA, 1219 nt
Organism: Alligator sinensis (Chinese alligator)
Lineage: Eukaryota; Metazoa; Chordata; Crocodylia; Alligatoridae
Exons: 6
Coding region: 44-1219 (391 amino acids)
Biological process (GO): response to bacterium
Source: RefSeq, a predicted model, not a curated record
GCUAGCAAUGUGAGGCUUUGGAGAAGGAGAACACGAGUUAAACAUGGCUGCUUCCAUUUUGAUGAUGAUGAUUUCCUCUUUACUGGGGGAAUUCCUUUCCCUAGGUGUUGGAGCUCUCAGAUGCUCUGGACUUGGUCCGAUAGUCUCUGUGGCUGAAGGGGAACCUGUCUCCUUUGAAUGUCCAUUUCCUGGACCCCCCACUCUCAACAAUACUUUCCAUGAGAUAAUCUGGCUGCAUACCCUGAGCCACACAAACCUGUCCAAAAGGAUCCUGAGCAUAAGGAUGACUCGUCCCAAGGACAGUGCCACUGUAACAGUAACUGCAGGUCAUUUGAGGGGACAGCUGGAUUUUGAAAAGCACAUGAGCUUUCUCUCAAUCCCUGAGGUACGGGUGAAUGACAGCGGUCUGUAUUACUGUGAAGUAACGAUAGUGCCUCCUCGAAUUUAUUCAAAAACAAAUGCAACUAAUCUAAUUGUCAAGAGAGGCUGGCCAACCCAAAUCACCUCUGAAUCUUCCUCAAGUCAUUCUGCACCCGAAGGCAGCACUGUUACACUGAAGUGUGAUUUCACUGCAAACAUGACUGGCAAUUUCACACAGCUUUUUUGGAUUCAUGAAUUAUCAGGCCAGGCCCAGUUCAGACUAAUAGCUUGGCACGGACUACCUCAGAGGGAUGGCACUUACUGUGGGACUGGCAGUCGCUUCCACAGCCAGUUAGAUCUAGACAAACACCGGAGUUAUCUCACUAUAACUGACCUGGAGGUGAACGAUAGUGGAAGGUAUCACUGUGAGGGACUGGGACACCCUGGAAGAGGGAGUAGUACCAGCCUCAUUGUCAAAGUCCCUACAAAUAUUGUGCUGAUCUCCUGUACAGUUGCUGGGCUUCUCCUGUUCCUCCUGGCUUUGUGUCUGUGUUUUAUAUUUAGGAACCGAAUCCAUGCCAAAAAUCAAGACGUUUCCCUGGAAAUAUCACAGCUGAAUUCUAACACCCCUGCACCUGCUGAGAGAGAACCCCUCACACAGCCUGUCAGCAGUGAAAUAAUCUAUUCACAUCUGUGGUGGAGCGAGAAUGAUGCGGUGUCCUCUCUGGGACGGAGUCCCCACUCUGAGGAUCCAGGGGCCAAGAAGAAGUCCAGAAAAGGGACUGAUGGUAGCUCAGGAACAGAUGUUCAGUAUGCUGUAGUUGGGUGCCGCAAACAAAUUCCCCUUAAUCAUGUGUAA